Pseudophryne corroboree (corroboree frog) is the source of this 7456-nucleotide messenger RNA. RefSeq names its product phosphodiesterase 4A (gene PDE4A). The transcript is spliced from 10 exons. Gene Ontology annotation, biological process: signal transduction. The coding region runs from base 1040 to 2569 and encodes 509 amino acids. Gene Ontology annotation, molecular function: 3',5'-cyclic-AMP phosphodiesterase activity. The record is from RefSeq and is a predicted model, not a curated record. NCBI's taxonomy places the organism in Eukaryota, Metazoa, Chordata, Amphibia, Anura, Myobatrachidae. Gene Ontology annotation, cellular component: cytosol; perinuclear region of cytoplasm; nucleus.
GGAGGGACAGGCGUGUGAAGAGAGAGGGAGGGACAGGCGUGUGAAGAGAGAGGGAGGGACAGGCGUGUGAAGAGAGAGGGAGGGACAGGAGUGCGAAGAGAGAGAGGGACAGGAGUGUGAAGAUAGAGAGAGGGACAGGAGUGUGAGAAAAGCGAGCGAGAGGCAGGAGUGUGAAGAGCGAGAGAGAAGGAGUGUGAGAAAAGAGAGGGACAGGAGUGUGAAGAGAGAGGGAGGGACAGGAGUGUGAAGAGAGAGGGAGGGACAGGAGUGUGAAGAUAGAGGGAGGGACAGGAGUGUGAGGAAAGCGAGCGAGAGGCAGGAGUGUGAAGAGCGAGAGAGGAGUGUGAGAAAAGAGAGGGACAGGAGUGUGAAGAGAGAGGGAGGGACAGGAGUGUGAAGAGAGAGGGAGAGGGACAGGAGUGUGAAGAGAGAGAGGGACAGGAGUGUGAAGGGAGAGGGACAGGAGUGAGGAGAGAGUGAAAAGCAGGAGUGUGAGAAGAGAGAGAGGGGGACAUGAGUGUUAGAAGAGAGAGAGGGACAGGAGUGUGAGGAGAGAGAGAGAGAGGGACAGGAGUGUGAGGAGAGAGAGAGAGGGACAGGAGUGUGAGGAGAGAGAGGGACAGGAGUGUGAGGAGAGAGAGAGGGACAGGAGUGUGAGGAGAGAGAGGGACAGGAGUGUGAGGAGAGAGAGAGAGGCAGGAGUGUGAGGAGAGAGAGAGGCAGGAGUGUGAGGAGAGAGAGAGGCAGUGUGAGAAGAGUGAGAGGCGUGAGAGAGGUCACAAUGAGAGGAGAGCAGUGAAUUGAAUGACUCUGAAAGAUGGGAUGUGUAACUCAGGGAAAGAGUUAAACAUAGACUGACUUCACCAUUGAAAUGAAAACAGACAUCCUUGGGGGUGUAGUAGACUGUGACGAAUCAUUGAGAAUUAUGGGAAAGUAGUAAGGGAAUUUUACAUCAGACAGAAACAGUGGAAGAGACUGAAGACACAACAAGGUGAUCAGAGCGCCUGGUCUCCUGCCUUGUACUGUCCAUACUGUCACCAUGCCAGAUACCAACUACUUACGCUCUGUGUCCUGGGGAUACAUCAAGUUCAAGAGAAUGUUGAACCGUGAGCUGACACACUUGUCUGAGAUGAGCCGUUCCGGGAACCAGGUUUCAGAGUAUAUUUCCAACACCUUUCUCGACAAACAAAACGAUGUGGAGAUCCCGUCCCCUACGCAGAAGGAACGAGACAAGAAGAAGAAGCAGCAGACGAUGUGCCAAAUCAGUGGCGUUAAGAAGCUCACGCACAGCUCCAGCCUGACCAACUCUACAAUACCUCGUUUCGGAGUGAAGACUGACCAGGAGGAACCUCUUGGCAAGGAACUGGAUAAUUUAAACAAGUGGGGCCUUAACAUCUUCCGAGUGGCAGAAUAUUCCAAUAACCGUCCUCUGAGCUGUAUAAUGUUCACCAUAUUUCAGGAGAGAGAGUUGUGUAAGAUCUUUAAGAUACCUGUGGAAACCCUAAUCACGUACAUGAUGACCUUAGAAGAUCACUACCAUGCCGAUGUGGCGUACCACAACAGCUUACACGCCGCAGACGUCACACAGUCCACUCACGUGCUGCUCUCCACGCCGGCAUUGGAUGCGGUGUUUACGGAUCUGGAGAUCUUAGCUGCGAUAUUUGCGGCCGCUAUUCAUGAUGUGGAUCAUCCCGGAGUUUCCAAUCAGUUUCUUAUUAAUACAAAUUCAGAGCUGGCGUUAAUGUACAAUGAUGAGUCUGUGCUGGAGAACCAUCACCUGGCUGUGGGGUUUAAGCUCCUGCAGGAGGAGAACUGUGACAUCUUCCAGAACCUGACGAAACGCCAACGCCAGACAAUGAGGAAGAUGGUGAUCGACAUGGUCCUGGCAACUGACAUGUCCAAACACAUGAGCCUGUUAGCCGACCUGAAGACUAUGGUGGAGACCAAGAAAGUGACCAGUUCUGGUGUGUUGCUGCUAGAUAAUUACACAGACAGGAUGCAGGUCCUCCGUAACAUGGUGCACUGUGCCGAUCUCAGCAACCCAACCAAACCGCUGGAACUGUAUCGUCAGUGGACGGAUCGUAUCCUGGAGGAGUUCUUCAGACAGGGAGACAAGGAGCGGGAGAGGGGGAUGGAGAUCAGCCCCAUGUGUGACAAGCAUACGGCCUCUGUGGAGAAAUCACAGGUCGGCUUCAUAGAUUACAUUGUCCACCCUCUGUGGGAGACCUGGUCGGACCUCGUUCACCCGGACGCUCAGGACAUCCUUGACACUUUAGAGGACAACAGGGAUUGGUACCAGGGUAUGAUACCUCAGAGUCCCUCUCCACCACCCGAUGACCAUGACAAAGAUGAGGAUGGCUGCAUUGGCAAGUUUCAGUUUGAGCUGACUUUGGAGGAAGAGGCAGAGGAGUCCGAUAAGGACAGAAACAGUGGCAUUGAGGAAGAAGAGGAUCCUCCACAGACCUCUGUAAUCCCGGAGCACCAGCCGGACACCGAGGAGGAUGCCACGACACAGGACGGACACGUAGAACAGACUGACGAUAGUAACACGUCCCCUGUGGAGUCCUGAACUUUGCUGACCUAAAACUUUCAGACGUUAUUUAACACACACAGAACUGUUUUAAACAGAGAUCAAAAUGUGGUUUAUUUCCAAUUGCAUAUUUAUUUAUUUUUUGCCUUUUUUUUUGUAACUCAUUUUUUUUUUAUUGUUUUAUUUUUAUUUUUUUUAUUCUCAAGGGGAACAAACACAUUACUGUAGAUUAUUCAGAUACUUUGCACAGAAUAGGAGUUUGUUGCCAUAAGAAAGUUACAACACACUCUACAAAACAAACUUGUUUUAUUUUUAAUACUUUUUUCUAAAUAAGUGUUUUUGGGGGUUUUUGUUUGUAUUUUUCCCCUUCUCAGAUAUGUUCUUCUUUCCCUUUUCAAACGGAUGCAACGAGGAAACAGAGUUUUCAUUUUUUGUGUUUGCGCAUCGCAGUGAUAAGCCAUUUUUUUUCCAGGGGAAAAAAUGAACAAAACAAAACCCCCGUCAUGAACUCAAUAGAUUUAACACAUGAUUUUUACUUUAUUUCAUACCUGUGGAAUGUCAUUUUUUUAUUAUUAAUACUAUUUUUUUUUUUUUAUAAAACUGAAAAAGGAAAUCCUGUCAGCUCGCUCCUGUGGAUGUUUCUUUUUCUGGGAGCAACGUAGGAAUACAAGAACUGUGGAAAAUGAGGGGUGUGCCUUUGAUGUAUGUGUUUUUAUUUCUGUGUCUUUCGUUGUCAGGCGAACGGCGCUCCUGUGGCAAAGGCUUCUGGGUAAACAAGCAUCAGUGCUACAAGGUCACAGGUACAAUGUGACAGCUGAUGUGUGUGCACGAUGGGCUGAGUCUCCUGGGUGGUAUAUUGUAGAAGUAAAUGUUCUGCAAGAAAGGAAGGCACGAUCUGUUGCCCUCUGUUUGGUAGCCAAACGGUAAACGAAUGUGGAAUCCUUUAGCCUCCAACAGACAUGUCUUUUUUUGGUAAAGAAAAGAAAAACUGAAAAAAAUUUAAUUUUAUUUAAGUCUACCUUUAAUCUCUAAAUAUAGAUAUAGCUAUAUAUAUAUAUAUAUAUAUAUAUAUAAUAUAUAUUUUCUAAAUGCUUAUAAUUUAUUGAUCGCCUUCUCAUGAGAUCCACAUUGACGCCAUAGAUUUAUGGGGGGAGAAAAAGGACUAACAGAUGGGGAACGGAAGGAUUACCCGUGCAGGAGCCUCGGGCAACCUGACUGGAAGUCUUUACUCAGCUCCCCAUCUUUCUUUGCACCUCCUGGCAAUACAUUCACAGCAGUGCAGGUUUUAUUUUGGAGAACAAGUGAGCUGCAAAAAGGGCAGGGGAGGAAAGAAAGAAAAAAUAGAAUACAAUAUUUUUUACUUUCCUCUGGUAUUUUUAUUUUUUUCCUUUGCUUUUGUUUUAUAUGUUACAUGUUGUUGUUGUUGUUGUUGUUUUUAUAUUGACCUAUUUAUUUUUGUUGCCAAAUACUUGCAUAUGUGUAAGGCUGCAUCUAUGGAAGAUGGAGAUAUAAAAAGGAAUUCCUGUUUCCCUCCGUUCAUUAGUAGUUUCUACACGCAAACGGUGGGGGGGAUUGAGAAUCAGUUGCCAUGGGUUACAGCAGCCGUCUCUUGUGCUUCAGUUCUAGCAAAGGCCUCGGAGUCAUUGUUCCAUUCUAGAGUCCAGUGUCACUUAUUCAUUUGCAGUGAGGUUUGGUCAUUUUAAUGGGGUGAUAGAUCAUAUACUGUUAUUUCCUAGAGCUAUCCCCCCCCCCUCCCCCCCAACCUUGUAAUUUAGAACAACCAAUUAGGUAUCUACUCCUUAUAAUCUUACCCAAUUGUGCAGAUGAGGUUUCUACGCUAAUUGGCAUAUUGUACAAGGUGACUCAUGCCUCACUGAUGACCCCAAUGAAGUAAAAGGAUGGAAUGUAACCGCCGCCCGUGAGAAACCGCAAUAUAUGCAUAUUUAUUUCUCGUUAUCUGCCUUAAGUUCAAGUGUUUUGCGUAGUCCUAGGGAUCAUUAUGUGUGUUACGUCUGUUUGUACGUGUAUGGGCAGGCCAGGGUGAGAGGAAUAAUCAAAACCUUUUGUUUUAUGAUCACCUGACAAUGUCUGUUUAUCUGUAAUCUUACAUCUGCUUGCACCCUUCCAAAGAUUAUCACCACAGAGCAGUGUAUGUAGUUACUGUCACUGGUACGUAGCCCCCAAGGACCUUUUUUGUGCUGGUAUGUUGACGCAACAUGAUGCAGUAUGAAGAGGAUUCUCUUGCCAUUACACAGGGACAAUUUGUUACUGUGAGACAGGACAAAAAUGCCUACGCAUGGGUUUUAAACAGUAAUCCUGGGCGAGUACUCUUCUUAACUGUGUCAUUUUACAUGUUAUUUCAAGGUGUGAGGGCAGUUUCUAGCAGGCAGUACAUUUUGCAGCAAAAAAGUGCUCCUGACUGACAACUGUACUGUGAAGUUGGUUAAGACACUCCCUUCCCUACUAUACUGAAAAUGGCUGUUUCCGCUGAAAGUAAUCUAAAUGAGCCAAGCACAGUAAAGCUAAAAGGCGGGGCUGACAACUACACUAGCGGUUUGGUUGUCAAGUAGUACUUUUGAUGUAGUUAGAAAGCUGUGUAAUUAUGAAAGAACUAUUUAGGAUAUACUUCAAAAGUCCAAAUACUUCAGCCAGCAAUGUAUUGUGGGAUAGAUACAGGCAUCCAAUAGGGGUCUCAGUAUGAAAGGUCUACAGUUUGCACUUUAUGUACCCCUUAAGAUAUAUACAAUAGUCUUUGCAGUGACACUAACCUGUAUUAAGGAAUGAUCAGCCAUUCUCUUUUGUUCAAGACGUCCAACAAUUCAUCCUGCAGCUAACAGUCCAUGAUAACAAUUCCUAAGAGCGAGUGAAUGUGCAUUUUGCUUUAAAUGAAACCCGUGAACAUGUAUGUGUGUAUAGAAGCUGACACUUUCAUGUUUAUAGACUUGUCCCAUAGUGAAUUUUUGAGGGUAAUAAUAUGAGCCCUCAUUCAUGUCACCUAGUGACCAGAGCCGUGGCAUCUCAUCAUUAUAUACAUAACGUGUGAUAGAGUUCUUCAGCUAACAAGCAAAGUGAGACUGAAGCCAGCAAAGUUUCAAAGGGCUAAAUGGGAACGAUCAGGGUUCUGAGUGUAACGCCAGACUGAUGGGUGAUUACUGCCAGAUUAUGGCGGAAAUCUUUGACCGAAUCGCUCAGGCAUUACUCCAAAUUUGGACUCAAGAUUAGCUACAACAAUGUCAAAGCACUUGGUCAAAAUGACACCCCAAAACGUACACAACAGCAAACCUGCUUUCUGUCUGUUCCCCACCGCCGGCACUACUUCAUUCUCUACUCACAAGUAGGUUCCUCAUCGCGAUCACUACUUCAUUCUCUACUCACAAGUAGUUCCCUCACCGUGGUCACUACUUCAUUCUCCACUCACAAGUAGGUUUCUCACCGCGGUCACUACUUCAUUCUCUACUCACAAGUAGUUCCCUCACCGUGGUCACUACUUCAUUCUCCACUCACAAGUAGGUUUCUCACCGCGGUCACUACUUCAUUCUCUACUCACAAGUAUGUUCCUCACCGUGGUCACUACGUCAUUCUCUACUAACAAGUAGGUUCCUCACCUCGGUCACUACUUCAUUCUCUACUCACAAGUAGGUACCUCUUCAUGGUUACUACUUCAUUCUCUAUUCACAAGUAGGUUCCUCAUCGCGGUCACUACUCCAUUCUUUACUCACAAGUAGGUUCCUCACCACUGGCACUACUUCAUACUCAACUCACAAGUAUUAAAGUCAGAUAGAACCUUUUCUGUCAUCUCCUUGCACAAGACACAGCUUUAAUGUAGGGAUCAGAGCACCGAUUCGUCCAUUUAUGGGUAACAUCUUGAUGACACACCUCAGUCCUAGACUCAACUGAACUGAAGGCAUUUUUUUUUAAAUAUAUAUUAAUGCACUAUUACUAUUAAUAUGAACUUUUUUUACUUUGUCAGAGAGAGACCAGGCUUUCAGGUGGCAUCUGAGUCACGUUUAUAUUUGCAAUAUCACGAUCCGCUCUGAUGUUCUAUGUUUCUUGAAUGGUGUAGUGUUGGGGUUGUUGCCUUUCUUUUCACUUGCCAUAUUUUAUUAAUGUGUAAUAUUUGAAGCAAUCAGGUUACAGGGAAACCUUCACCACAAGUGGAAAGGCUGUGACGUCUCCUCAUUGUCAUCUGUGGGGUGCUGUGUCAUUGUCCCACGUUAAUAAGCAAAGGUCCUGGUGAAAAUGUUUAUUUGUUAGGAAGAUGGAUGAACAAAAAAAAAAAAAAGAUGAAAUGCCAUUUCUGUACACAGUACUGUAGCAAUUGUUUUUCUAUUUUAGCCAUCAUAUAAUUAAACUCCUGCAGCCCCGGAGGGACUUGACGACAUUGCAUAUCGAUGGCCUCCCUGGGGCUGUUGGGAGUUUGCCCCCCUGCUCUGCUGGACAGGAGAGAGCUUCUAUUUAUCCUAUAUCCAGCAGUGGAGGGGUUAAGCCUCAAUCGAAUCCUUUAACGGUUCUUGUACAGUUUUUAUUUUUUAUUCUGUUUUGCGCGUGGUUGGUUUAAAAUAAACGAAUAAAAACAAAAUGGAUAAAAGACGAAAAUAAAGUGAUUUUUUUUUUUUUUGUACAUACUGUAAUGUUAAGAUUGUACAUUUAUUCUAUGGGUGGGCCCCUCCGGUUUGAGAGGUGCUGACACAGUCAAUGCUCCUGGUGAGACAUAUAGCUGCAUUCUCUGUAUAUUUAUAUGGUGUAAUAUAGACAAAUUGUAGAGUCGUUAUUUCCGAGAUUGUUGUAUUACAUUGCACUGUUCUCUGUACCUUACCAAAUCAUGAAUUACAGCUUCUGAACAGAACCAUGACAAAGCCCUGUGUCUGUUUCACUUCCACGUGUGUUAUAUGAUAAACUUGUGUGCUUACACUUGCUUUUACCGAA